Molecule: messenger RNA, 1511 nt
Organism: Phyllopteryx taeniolatus (common seadragon)
Lineage: Eukaryota; Metazoa; Chordata; Actinopteri; Syngnathiformes; Syngnathidae
Gene: tspan3a
Product: tetraspanin 3a
Exons: 7
Coding region: 118-882 (254 amino acids)
Biological process (GO): protein localization to plasma membrane; protein maturation; regulation of vascular endothelial growth factor signaling pathway
Cellular component (GO): membrane
Source: RefSeq, a predicted model, not a curated record
GCUAGCGCUACACAACGUUAACAUUCCUACACAGCGGAACGAAUGAAGUGAGUGUUUAUGCCUUUGUCCAGGCUUUGAACUUAAAACAGAGUACAGGCUGAAAUUCCCGUGUUGGCCAUGGGGCAGUGUAGUAUAACUUCCUCAAAGACGGUCUUGGUCUUUCUGAACCUCAUAUUUUGGGCGGCUGCUGGUAUCCUCUGCUACGCCGGAGCAUACGUGUUCAUCACGUACGAUGACUACGAUCACUUCUUCGAAGAUGUGUACACGCUGGUCCCCGCUGUCGUCAUCAUCGCGGCUGGAGCGCUCCUCUUCAUCAUCGGCCUCAUCGGAUGCUGUGCCACCGUGAGAGAGAGCCACUGCGGACUCAGGACGUUUGUCAUCAUUCUGCUGCUGGUUUUCAUGACCGAAGUGGCUGUUGUGGUUCUCGGAUAUAUUUACAGAGCAAAGGUUGAAGAUGACGUGAAUGGUUCCAUCCAGAAAGUAUACGACGAGUACAACGGCACCAACAGCAACGCGCAAAGUCGCGCCAUUGACUACCUUCAGAGACAGCUCCAGUGCUGCGGCAUCCACAAUUAUUCCGACUGGCAGUACACACGCUGGUUUGAAGCAUCCAAGAACAACAGUGUGCCCGUUAGCUGUUGUAACACAAAAGUUGGUGGACUCUGCACAGGGUCUCUCGCUCGUCCUGAAGAACUCUACCAAGAAGGCUGUGAGGCUCUGGUUGUGAAGAGGUUAAAGGAAAUUAUGAUGUAUGUCAUCUGGACUGCACUGACUUUUGCUGGCAUCCAGAUUCUGGGGAUGUUGUCGGCGUGCGUCGUGCUGUGUCGCAGAAGAAAUGAUCCCGCCUACCAGCUCCUCAUCACAGGAGGCACCUACGCUUAAGUCUUUACCCGCUCAGACUCAUUGCUGAAUCCAAUAGCACACUAACCUUAAGACACUGAAGCUGCAUGCUUUUCCCCCCUGCAAAGCUGUAGUCCAAAUUCUUCCAACGGUUGCUGAGAAUGAAUGAUUGACCUUUGGAAGCAAACCAAACUGUACUGUAUGGAGAAAGAUGCGCACAGGGUGAUUUUCUUUUUCAUUUGCACUACGCGUGUCAGACUGUUAGAACAUAUAUGUAAAGAUGUAGUGAAUUUUAGAACUUGUACUCCUAAUAUUCUACUCUCUGUUUUUGGUUGAAGGCUAUUUUGCGAUCCUCAUUAUCUCCGUACAUAAGUGCUUUGCACUAAUUGUAGUGUUAGAAUUUUAGUCGAUUUGUGGUGACUGACUCCUAAGAAUGUAUGAAGAAGUUGUCAGGGAGUGCAGUGACUGGUUAUGGAGUUAUUGUUUCAGAAAUUCAAGCGAAAUUAGUGCAACAAAUUAUGCCUUAGACUUUCACAGGAGGACAGCUGGCAUUUUUACAACAAAGGUUGGGAUACUUUGCAUUAGGAAGGCCUUGCUAGAUUAAAGAUAUUUUGAACAUGGUAUUUACAAAUUUAAUACAUGUAAGAAAUAAACACAUUAUUUGCAAAUAA